AUGCCGAGCAAACCCAUCUUUGGUUUUUACUCAUCGUGGGCGACCUAUCGCAGCGGCAAGGGUCAGUGCAGUGUGGAAAACAUCGACCCAAACCUCUGCACCCAUCUUCUCUAUGCAUUCGCGCUGCUGGACUCGAAUGGAUCGAUCGUACUGAAGGACCACGGCGAUCGAGAUGCCAUGCGUCGUUUCAACGCUUUGCGCGAUACGCGCAAUCCACGACUGCGGACGCUCGUAUCGAUUGGUGGUGCGCGUGAUUGUGCUCCGGCCUUUCAAUGUGUAGCCGCCAGCUCUCAUCUGCGUGCGGCUUUUGCUAGAAAUGUGCGUAAAUUUUGUACCACCAAUGGAUUCAAUGGUGUCGACAUUGAUUGGGAAUUUCCCGAAAGUAGCACGGAUCGGAACAACUUUGUUCACCUGUUAGCCGCACUGUCGGCUCAGCUUAAGGGCAACGGGCUGCUUUUAACCACUUCCGUCGGUGUGAAUCGAGAGUAUGAUUGGACAGGAGUAGCAAAAUACGUUGACUACAUCCUGUUGAUGAGCUACGAUUAUAUUGGUUCCUGGGACCCCUACACUGGCCAUAAUGCACCGCUGUUUUCGGGACGUGUCGAAACGGACUAUCAGAAGGAAAAUCUGAACGUGAAGGCAAGUGUUGGCAAUUGGAUUCGUGGCGGUGCUCCAUGGACUAAGCUGAUAGUAGGAUUAGCUGCUUACGGGCGUACCUUUACCCUGCGUGACACCGGUAACCAUGAUGUGCGAGCUGGGGCUAGCGGGGCAGGACGAGCUGGCCCGUACACCAAAGAAAAUGGAACUCUUGCGUACUAUGAGAUUAAGGAAGCGUUUGGUCAGCGGUACUGGGAUGUCGACCAGCAUGUACCUUAUGCGGUGAAUGGCGAUCAGUGGGUUAGCUAUGAUGAUCCCGAGAGUAUUCGGAAGAAAUGUUACUACAUUAAUACGGAAGGGCUUGGAGGAGCGAUGAUAUGGUCGAUCGAUAUGGAUGAAUUUCAGGACGGGAAAUUCACAUUGCUCCGUACGGUAGUGCAGCACUUUUAG
Molecule: messenger RNA, 1047 nt
Organism: Anopheles maculipalpis
Lineage: Eukaryota; Metazoa; Arthropoda; Insecta; Diptera; Culicidae
Product: chitotriosidase-1-like
Exons: 2
Coding region: 1-1047 (348 amino acids)
Biological process (GO): chitin catabolic process; carbohydrate metabolic process
Cellular component (GO): extracellular region
Molecular function (GO): chitin binding; chitinase activity
Source: RefSeq, a predicted model, not a curated record